AUGAAGUAUGACACUGCCCUGAGGCUAGCUGCCCUGCACAUCCAACAGCAUGCAGUCAGCAACCACUUUGUUGGCAAGAUCUCAAUCAAGGCAAUAGAGUAGGUCAUAAUCUCAGUAUGUUCCAACAUCUUCAGCAUUCAUUAGUGUCAAACAUUAUUAUUAUCCAACAGGCAUUAUUAUCCAUCAAAAUCUGUCUAUAUUCAUUUAGCAUCUUGUCAUUAAAUACCUUUUUGCUAUACAGAUUAUAUAAACAAUGCCAUAAACAAGUGAGCCAUCUCAUCACAACAGCUGAAUCCUCAGAUAAGCCCACCUAAUCCAACAGAUUUCAUUUGUUCUAAUGAUUCUAAGCAGAUCCUAGAUAUAUUUUCAAUAACCACCAAGCACUUAAAAAUCCUGUAAUCAUAAUCCACCAACAUGAUCCUCUUAUAAUCACCAAACACCUCAUAACGUCCAUCUCUUCUCCCCCCUCCCUCCCCCAGGAAAGCCUCCGGCCUGGACAAGUUUGUGGCCCACAGCCUGACCGAGAACAUGAAGAGCAAAGAUCUGCGUAAGAUGCUGGCCCAGUACAUGAAGCUGAACCAAAGUCUGACCGCACCAGGGCAGAAACAGUUGACCGCCCUUCAAGCUAAACUCCAUUACAUGAAAAUAGUAUCAGAGUUGAAAACUUUUGGCUGCC
Lymnaea stagnalis (great pond snail) is the source of this 676-nucleotide messenger RNA. The record is from the annotation of a GenBank genome assembly. Lineage: Eukaryota; Metazoa; Mollusca; Gastropoda; Lymnaeidae.